Messenger RNA from Cooperia oncophora, 1173 nucleotides. The record is from the annotation of a GenBank genome assembly. Lineage: Eukaryota; Metazoa; Nematoda; Chromadorea; Rhabditida; Trichostrongylidae.
AUGAACGCGUUUUUUCAGUUUGCGAUGGGCAAGUCUUCGCCAUCAGCUCUGCGUGAGACCGUUGUCGAAACUCCCAACAUUACUUGGGACGAUAUUGGAGGCCUUCAAAAUGUCAAGCGUGAGCUCCAAGAGUUGGUCCAGUACCCAGUUGAGCAUCCAGAAAAGUAUCUCAAGUUCGGAAUGCAACCUUCGCGAGGUGUACUGUUUUACGGACCUCCUGGUUGUGGUAAGACAUUGCUGGCAAAGGCCAUCGCCCACGAAUGCCAAGCUAACUUCAUCUCCAUCAAGGGACCGGAACUUUUGACGAUGUGGUUUGGAGAGUCAGAGGCUAAUGUUCCGCGACGUAUUCGACAAAGCUCGAGCUGCUGCUCCUUGUGUGCUGUUCUUCGACGAGUUGGAUUCCAUUGCAAAAGCUCGUGGAGUGCUUGUAAACUUGCAAUUCGAACUGCUGGUGAUGCUGGUGGAGCCGCUGAUCGUGUAAUCAAUCAAAUUCUUACUGAAAUGGACGGAAUGAAUUCGAAGAAGAACGUUUUCAUUAUUGGAGCAACGAACAGACCUGAUAUCAUUGACUCGGCAAUUCUUCGUCCUGGACGUCUCGACCAACUGAUCUACAUCCCACUUCCAGAUGAGGCUUCUCGUCUUCAAAUUUUCAAGGCUAAUCUUCGUAAAACCCCUGUGGCCAAAGAUGUUGAUAUGACAUUCCUAUCGAAGAGUACUGUGGGAUUCUCUGGCGCUGAUCUUACUGAGAUUUGCCAGCGUGCCUGUAAACUGGCAAUUCGUGAAUCAAUUGAGAAGGAAAUCCGUAUUGAAAAGGACAGACAGGAGCGUAGACAACGUGGAGAAGAGCUCAUGGAUGAUGAAAUUUACGAUCCAGUCCCUGAAAUUACUCGUCUGCACUUCGAAGAGGCCAUGAAAUUCGCCAGGCGAUCCGUUUCGGACAACGACAUUAGAAAAUACGAGAUGUUUGCGCAGACCCUACAGCAACAGCGAGGAUUUGGCAACAAUUUCAAGUUCCCUGGUGAGCAGCCAGCUCCGAAUCAACCAGAUCGGUUCCCGUUGGAGGCAAUGAUGACGAUGACCUCUAUAGCUAAAUUCUUUUGUAAUCAAUGUCAGUACACAGCAUAUAACUUAUUUAUUUUCAUUUCUCGCCACUCUCCUGCCAAUUACUACUAA